AUGGCGCUCCAAGAAAGGCAUCGAUGGAUGGCCGCCAAUGUCGCCUCGGCUUUUGGCAUGUCAGACAGGGUCCACUCCGUUGAGGCGUUGCUCGGGGAAUACAACAACCUCAAGAAGCUGAACGACUUCCUCGAAGGCAAGAGCAAGCACAGGCACGUCUUCGUCUACUACCAGCGACCGGACGUUCCCAACGACCAGGGAGAGCUUGUCGAUGCCAAGGGAGAUGCAAAGCUGAUUAUCACAACCGGCGAGCAUGAGGACGUCCGAAUCAAGAACCGGGCAGUCUACUUUCUCCGAAAUGUCGCAGAGAAUAAGCCGGUGAAGGCCGACGUCAGCUCGGAUGGCGAUCUCUUGUUUGGUGAGAUGGCGGCCUCGCCGCUGGAGAGUUUGAACACUGGACUUUUGGACGUCUUCAAACCUCUGGUGAGCCAGGGCUCUACGGAUUGGGCUUCCUGUGAGUACGAGCAGGCGAGUGAGUUCAAGACGACCUUCGAGAAGUUCACCAUUGAGCUCUCCCAGGGCAUCCAAUCCCUCUCCGGUGGCAUCGACCUUCCGAGCCCCGAGCCGACCUCCGAGGUGGAUCGGAAUUUGCCCCUCAACGACGUCGCCAAGGAGCAUCCGGACCUGGUGGCCAAGUACGAGCAACUCUUGGAGGUCUGGUGCCGCCUCAUUGAGCAGUACCUCGAGCAGACCUUGGAGGGCCAGCAGAAGGACUCAGGCGACGCAGGCCCCCGAACCGAGCUGGACUUCUGGCGAAACAGGCUUCAGAAGAUCACGUCCAUCACGGAGCAGCUGAGGACGAAAGAGAGGAAAAUGGUCUUCGGACUGCUCCAGUCCAUCACGAAAGUGAGCCAUGAGGUAGCUCCGAAGAAUCGCCAAUCCGUCUUCAACACACUUCGCCGAUGGAAGCAGAUUGAGAUUGCCAUCACUGAAGCCUUCAACGAGGCCAAGGACAAUGUGAAGUACUUGACAACCUUGGAGAAGUUCAUCGAGCCCCUGUACAACGGAACCCCCGCGACCAUCAUCGACACGCUGCCCGCAUUGAUGAAUGCCGUGAAGAUGAUCCACACCAUUGCGCGCUACUACAACACCACAGAACGCAUGACCAACCUCUUUGCCAAAAUCACCAAUCAGAUGAUUACAAACUGCAAGGAGUGCGUCCUUGACGGAGAGGAACCCGAGUCGCUGUGGCAGAAGGAUCCCCUCGUCCUGAUUAAGAACCUUUGGUCUUGCAUCCGCCUCAACGAGGAGUAUCAGGAGUCUUACCGGCAGACGAAGGAGACGCUUCUGACGCUGCCCAAAGGCAAGCAGUUCGACUUCAGCGAGACCUUCAUCUUCGGCCGAUUCGACCUUUUCUGCCGACGUGUCACGAAGUUGAUCGACAUGUUCCAGACGGUGCACCAGUUCACAUCGCUUUCGCAGCACCGUUUCGAUGGCAUGGAGGGCCUGGUGAAGAACUUCAAGAGCAUGCUCGAGGAGUUUCAGUACAAGCGCCACGACCUCCUGGAUUUCACUACCAAUCGCUUUGACCGUGACUACGUGGAAUUCAAUGUCCGCAUUUCCGACUUGGAAAGCAACCUCCGCCAGUUCAUCAACCAGUCAUUUGAGGCCAUCGCGAGCAUCGACUCGUCUUUGAAGUUGUUGACGAAGUUCCAAGCAAUCCUUCAGCGAGACAGUCUGCGACAGGAUUUGGAGAACAAGUUCGCCGUGAUUUUCCACAACUACGGCCUCGAACUAACGCAUGUGCAGGACCAGUACGAGAAGUACAAAACAGGUCCGCCAUUGGUGCGAAACCUUCCGCCUGUGGCGGGGCACAUCACCUGGUCUCGGCACUUGUACAGGCGAAUCGAAGGUCCCAUGCAGAAGUUCCAGACGAACCCGACAAUUCUGACGGGCAAGGACUCGAAGAAGCUCAUUCGCAUGUACAACAAGAUGGCGAAGACCCUGGUGGAGUUUGAGACUCUCUGGUACCAGGCCUGGGUCUCCUCCAUCGAGACGGUGAAGAGCGGGCUGCAGGCGACCUUGAUCAUCAAGCAUCCUGACGAUAACAUGCGCUUCCAUGUCAAUUUCGACUGGGAGAUUCUCCAGCUCAUCCGAGAGACACGCUGCCUUGACCGAAUGGGCGGCGUCGAAAUCCCGGAAUCGGCGAAGAUGAUUCUGCUGCAGGAGCAGAAGUUCAAGACCUACAAUCACGAGCUCUCCUUCUUCCUGAAGGAGUAUCGCCGCGUGACGCAAUCCGUGAAACCCAUCGCGACGAACCUGAUGCGCCCUCACAUGGAGAACUUGGAGCUGAAAAUGAGGCCAGGGCUCGUCAUCCUAACGUGGACUUCGAUGAACAUCGAGGCAUACUUGGAGGAGGUCUGGAAGGAGCUCGACCGGCUUGAGCAGCUGGUCAUGGCCGUGAACGACCUCAUGGAAAGCCGAAUUGAUGCAAACUUGAAGAUCGUCUCCAAUGUCCUUCUGGUGAACCUGCCUGAGGAGCAGGAGCUGGUCACGCUCGAGGAGUUCGUGGAGAUGCAGGAGCGCCACGUGCGAGCAACCACAGACUUCCUGGUGGCCAAGAACGUGGAGAUCGAGAAUGCUGUGAAUGACAUGCUUGGCAUGAUUGUCGGCUUUGAGCUCGAGCCUCAUGUGCAAGUGGUCCAGGAAAGCGAGAUCAUCAAGGUCAAGGCGCACUACAACUGGUCCAUGUACCAAGCCUUGCUGAACGCGACCAAGAGCUCGCUGAAGGCAAUGAAGCUUCGCCUGUCCUCGAACUAUCGUGAGGGCAAGUCGCCGCCCCCUGCCUUCUUCGAGGUUGACCUCCAGCUUGACGGCAUCAGCGUGCGCUUGGACCCGUCGGUGGAGGAGAUCCAGGCGGCCAUCAAUGGAGGCGCUGUUGCGGUCCUAAAGUGCUCGAAGAUGAUCGAGGCCUGGGACACUGUGACGAUCCCAAAGAACGUGCAGCUCAUUCUCGACGCGAACUUGCCACCGGUGCAGGGCACAGGUUCGCAGGGUACCUUCUACGAUCGCAUCGCCCAAGACCGCGAGAUCCUUAAGGUGGUGCUGCUGCUCACCGGAAGCAUCCAGUCCGCCAAGAACAUGUGCAACAGCUAUCUCACGACCUUCAGUGAGUACGAGUGGACCUGGAAGGAAGACAUUGACAAGAAGUACGCCGAGUUCAAGGCAACCGGGCCGAGCCUGGACGACUUCGAGUCGAAGCUCAAGGAGUUUGUGGCCAUGGAGCACAAGGUCGAGCAGUUGACGGGCCAACAUCAGAUCUCCGCGCUGAUGCUGAAGACUGGCAGCCUGGCGCAAGACCUCAAGGAUCGGGCAGACAAGUGGAAGACGUGCUUCGCUAAGGAGCUGCACAAAGAGGCUUUCGCAAAGCUCGAGACUGUCAGCGAGAUGGUAAAGUCCACCAGCAAGAAGCUGAAAAGAGAGGUCGGCUCAGGCGACAUCGAUGCCCUCGCUUAUGUCAUGCAGACACUCCAGGAAGUCUACGCAAAACAAAGUGAGAUUGAGCUCGACUUCGUGCCCAUCGAGCACAUGUACCGCAUUCUGGAUGAGCACCUGCCCAACAUCAUGGACAAGGAGGAGCAAGACACGCGGUCCAUGCUCGAGCGAAACUGGAAGGAACUCUUGGAAGACACGGAGAAGCGCCAGCAGGAGCUGUCUGAGAAGCAGAUCCACUACAAGAAGGAUUUGAUUAAGACCGUGAAUGCCUUCAAGAAAGACGUUGCCCGCUUCCGCGCCGAGUACGAGCGUUCCGGGCCCAUGGUGAAGGGCAUUCCGCCCCGAGAGGCCGUGGAGCGUCUCAAGCGCUUCAAGGAGGAGUUCGAGGUCCGAGACCGAAAGCAGGAGAUCUACUACAUCGGCGAAGAUCUUUUCGGCGUUCCUCACCAGCGCUAUCCGGCCCUUGACACAACGAGACAAGAGCUCGGCUAUUUGUCCCAGCUUUACGACUUGUACGUUGCGGUCCUGGAGACCAUCAAGGACUGGAGGGACUACCUUUGGUGCGACGUGGGCGAGAAUAUGGAGGAAAUGCAGAAGAAGAUCGACAACUUCGCUGGGCGCUGUAAGAAGAUGCCCAAGCAGCUGAGAGAGUGGCCGGCCUACAACGAGCUGAAGAAGGAGAUCGAGGAUUUCCAAGGGGUGCUGCCUUUGCUGUUGGAGCUGGGGAAGCCAAGCAUUAUGCCACGUCACUGGCAGCAGGUCAUGGACAUCACAGGGAAGGAUCUCCCAAUCGACUCGGAGAACUUCAAGCUUCAGUCACUGAUUGAUGCGCAGCUCAACGAAUUCACCGAUGAGAUCUCGGACAUCUGCGAGGGCGCCGACAAGCAGCUUGUCAUCGAGAGCAAGCUCAAGGAGAUUUCCACCCAGUGGGAAGGCAUGAUGUUCGACUUCGGCACUUGGAAAUCUCGUGACUAUCCCUGUGUUCUCAGCGGCGCGAAGGUCGGGGAGACCCAAGAGGCCCUGGAGGAGACCAUGAUGAACCUGAACACAAUGAAUGCCCAAAGGCACUCGAUCCCUUUCAAGGAGGAGCUCAAUGGCCUGCUCUCCACGCUCUCAGACACAGGCGACACCAUCGAGCGUUGGUUCAAGGUUCAGCAGAUGUGGACCUCCCUGGAGUCAGUUUUUACGGGUGGAGAUAUCGCCAAGCAGAUGCCCAUGGAGGCCAAGAAGUUCCAGCAGAUCGACAAAGACUGGCAAAAGAUCAUGCAGAAGUCGGCGGACGCGAAGUAUGUGGUACCCUGCUGCCAAAACGACAUGCUGAAGCAGAUGCUGCCGGUGCUGUCCGAGGGCCUGGAGAAAUGCCAGAAGUCCCUGGAAAGCUACCUCGAGGGUAAGCGGAACAAGUUCCCGCGUUUCUACUUCACCAGUGACCCGGUGCUGCUGAAGAUUCUGUCGCAAGGUAGCGAUCCGGAGAGCAUCCAAGAGGACUUUGAGAAGCUCUUCGAUGCCAUCAACCGUGUCCAGUUUGACAAAGUCGACAGGAAAAAGAUCAUCAAAAUCAUGGAGACCCAUGGCUCUGUGCAGGAAAUCGUAGACCUGCAGGCGCCAGUACAGGCCCAAGGCAACAUCGAAGAUUGGCUCCUGGCUUUGGAGUCGGAAAUGCAGCGAUCCGUGCGACGAGAGUGCCGCAUAUGCUCGAUGGAAUGUGGGCAGGUGGCGGACAAUAGCAUGAACAUGACGGACUUUGGCAAGAAGUGCAUUGCUCAGGUGUCUUUGCUGGGCAUCCAGCUCAUCUGGACGGCAGAGUUCCAGGAUGCACUGACGCGCAUGGCCCGGGACAAAGACAAGGCGGUCAUGCCCAACGCAAACAAGAAGUUCGUGCAGAUGCUGACAGAGCUCGUCGCCAUUUGCUUGACUAACUUGUCCUCGAAGAUGGAGCGCACCAAGUUCGAGACUCUGGUCACUGUCCAUGUCCACCAGAAGGACCUGUUCCAAGAGGUCUGGAAGAAGGCCCGAGACGGCAAGGUGAAGGACGAGAACGAUUUCGAGUGGCUGAAGCAGACGCGGCUGUAUUGGAAGCAAGAGACAGAUCACGCCGUCGUUUCCAUCGCCGACGUGGAUUUCGUGUACUCCUACGAGUACCUGGGCUGCAAGGAGCGGCUGGUCAUCACGGCCCUGACGGACCGAUGCUAUGUGACGCAGUCCCAGGCUCUGGGAAUGUUCUUUGGAGGUGCGCCGGCAGGUCCGGCGGGAACCGGGAAGACGGAGACCACCAAAGACAUGGGCCGCACUUUAGGAGUUUUCGUCGUGGUCACGAACUGCUCCGAUCAGCAUCGCUUCCGUGACAUGGCCAAGAUCUUCAAGGGGCUUUGCAUGAGCGGCUUGUGGGGCUGCUUCGACGAGUUCAACCGAAUUGAGCUCGAGGUGCUCAGCGUCGUAGCGAUGCAGGUCGAAUCCAUCUGCUCUGCGAAGCGGCAAGCCGUUGCCACCUUCAUGUUCCCAGGCGAGCCGGCACCCAUCAAGCUGGUGCCAUCAGUGGGAUACUUCAUCACCAUGAACCCCGGUUAUGCCGGCCGACAGGAGUUGCCGGAGAACGUGAAGGCGCUCUUCCGCAGUGUGGCCAUGAUGGUGCCCAACCGAGAGACCAUCAUGAAGGUCAAGCUGGCCUCUGUGGGCUACUCGCAGAUGGAUUUGUUGGGCAAGAAGUUCUGCAUCCUCUAUGCUCUAUGCGAGCAGCAGCUGAGUAAGCAGAGGCACUACGACUUCGGCCUCCGAAACAUCCUGAGUGUUCUGCGAACCUCAGGAGGCGUGAAACGAUCCGAGCCACCCGAUGCUGAUGAGGAGAUGCUUUUCAUGCGUACCGUCCGUGACAUGAACUUGUCCAAACUGGUUGCCGACGAUGUGCCUCUCUUCUUGGCGCUGUUGAAGGAUCUGUUCCCCAAGGUGACCGAUCCUCCGAAGAAGGUGUACAAGAACGUGGAGGACGGAUCUCGCGCUCUGCUUUCGAAGAACCUUCUGGUCGACUGGGACACAUGGAUGCUGAAGGUGAUCCAGCUCUACGAGACCUCCCUGGUGCGACAUGGCUUCAUGCUUGUCGGCCCUACACUCUGCGGCAAGACUGAGAUUCGCGAAAUCCUGACCACAUGUCUGCACAAUGAUGGUCUGGCACACAAGCAGGUGGUCAUGAACCCCAAGGCGAUCACUGACAGCCAGAUGUAUGGUUACAAAGACCCGAUCAGCGAGGAAUGGACACCCGGCGUGUUCGCCUCGAUCUGGCAGCGCUACAACAACCGCGCUCUGAAGUACACGACCUGGAUUGUGUGUGAUGGACCGGUUGACGCCAUCUGGAUUGAGAAUCUGAACACGGUCCUGGACGACAACAAGAUUCUCACUCUGGCGAACAACGAUCGAAUUCCGAUGACAGACAACUGCAAGAUCGUCUUCGAGGUCCAGGAUCUGAGAAAUGCUUCGCCGGCCACGGUCUCACGCGCUGGCAUCAUCUACGUUUCGGCAAGCGACCUGGGGUGGCAGCCUAUCACAGAAGCUUGGAUGAAUCGCCGGCCCGAGUUGAACAGCUCGCGACAGGCUGAAGUGGACAUCCUGAAGCCGCUCUUCGACAGGUGGCUGAAAUCCAAGCCGCCGAACUCGGGUGCUGCAGAAGACUUCUUCGAUUGGUGCAUGAGGAACAUCAAGCUGGUGAUGCCUUGCAACGACUCGAUCCUCAUCGUCCAGACGCUGAACCUCCUCUCGGCAUCUCUGAGGAGCUAUGUCGAUGAGAACGCAAUCCCGGCCGAGGACACCUAUCGUCGCAUCCUGGCCUGGUGCAUCAUGUGGGGUUUCGGAGGCCUUCUCGAGCCAGAGCCCCGGAAAUUGAUUUGGUCGAAGUUCGCUGAGAUUCUGGAGGAAGCAAAGCACAAGGAUGCAAUUCCGCCUUGCGAGGAGGGCCAGACUAUCUUCGAAUGGGUGCCUGACUGGACUGACAAGUCGCGACCAUGGAAGAAGUGGGAGCCUGAGGAGUGGAAGCCACCGAAGAUCCUGAACUUCUCCGCUCUGCUCAUCCCCACCAUGGACUCCGUGAGAGCGGAGUACAUCCUCGACAUCAUCGCCAAGCAUGACGUGACGCGCACACCGCCAUCAUUCAAGUCUUGCAUGAUGGUGGGCGCUCCGGGCACAGCGAAGACGUCCACAGCGCUGAUGUACAUCAGCAGGUUCUCGCAGGACACCAUGCUCUCCAAGCGAUUGAACUUGAGCAGUGCGACGCAGCCUCUAGGCUUCCAGAAGAGCAUUGAGGCAGAGAUUGAGAGGAAGACAGGCAAGACCUUCUGCCCUCCGGGCGGGAAGAAGAUGACGGUCUUCAUCGAUGAUGCCGCCAUGCCUUUGGUCAACAAGUGGGGAGAUCAGAUCACCAAUGAGCUGGCCCGGCAGUUGGUUGAAAUGUCUGGCUUCUACUUCUUGGACAAGGACAAGCGUGGCGACUUCAAGAGCAUCGAGGGUCUCCAGUACAUCGGCGCCAUGGGACAUCCCGGCGGCGGCAAGAACGACAUCCCCAACCGCUACAAGUCCAAGUUCAUGUGCUUCAACAUGGUCCUGCCCUCGACGGUGUCGGUGGACAACAUAUUCGGCAGUAUCAUGAAGUCCAAGUUCAGCACGAAGGCUGGUGCCAAAGCCGAUGUGAUCGACUUGAGCAAGAAGCUGACCGCCGCCACUGUGGACGUCUGGGACCGCGUGAAGUCAAAGCUUCUUCCGACACCUUUGCGGUUCCACUAUAUCUUCAACAUGCGAGACUUGAGCCGAGUCUUCCAGGGCAUCAUGGAGUGUCCCGUGAACAUCGUCACCGCGCCAACUGUUCUUGUCGGCCUGUGGAAGCACGAAUGCCAGCGCGUGUUUGCGGACAAGCUGUGCCGAGAUGUUGACAAGAAUUUGGUGGAGAAGACGCUCACCGAGUUCAUGCCUGUCCACUUUGGCGAGCAGCUGGCCGCCGAGAACAAGAGCACCGAGUGGUUCGCUGACUUCCUGCGUGAGAUCGAGUACGACGAUGAGACUGGGGAGGAGAAGGGUGCCCCGAAGGUCUACGAGCCAGCCGAGUGGGAGGCCGUCAAGGGCAAGGCCUACUACUACCUGGGCAAGUACAACGAAGCCUAUCCGGCAAAGGCGAUGCAGCUUGUCCUUUUCGACGAGGCGAUGCAGCACUUGAUGAAGAUCAACCGUACCAUUCAGCAGAAACGCGGCAGCGCCAUGCUGGUGGGCGUCGGCGGCAGUGGAAAGCAAAGCUUAGCAAGGCUGGCUGCCUUCACAUCAGCGCACUAUGCCUUUCAGAUCACCAUCACCAAGACCUACAACGACAACGCUCUCUUCGAAGACCUGAAGGCUCUGUGUAUCCGUGCAGGUGUGAAGGGAGAGAGUGUGACCUUCAUCUUCACGGAUGCCGAGAUCAAGAGCGAGGGCUUCCUGGAGUACAUGAACUCGCUGUUGGCAACUGGAGAGGUGGUCGGCCUCUUCGCCAAGGACGAGAAAGAUGCCAUGUGUGGUGAUGUGCGAAACGAUUUCGUCAAGGACAACCCGAAUAUGGAAGAGAACUUGCUGAACAUGUACAACUAUCUUAUGGACCGUCUGCGAGACAACCUCCACGUCUGCCUUUGCUUCUCGCCUGUCAAUGCUAAGUUCCCGAUCCGUGCACAGAAGUUCCCGGCGGUCUUCACUGUGAACAUCAACUGGUUCAUGCCGUGGCCAGAGGCAGCACUGGUGGCCGUCAGCAGCGCCUUCUUGAGUACCUACAAGCUGGACUGCUCCGAGACUGACAAGGGACGUCUCUUUGCAUUGACAGGGUCCUUCCAGGCCCUGACGCGAGAUCUUUGCGACGUUUACUACACACGGAUGCGCAAGAAUGUCUACGUCACGCCAAAGAGUUUCCUGUGCCUCAUUGACUUCUACAAAGUACUGUAUACCAUCAAGUACGAGGAGAUCAAUGUGCAGGAGAGGAGCGUGAAUGUCGGCUUGCAGAAGCUGAAAGAGGCUUCCGAGUUCGUGGAGAAGUUAAAAGUUGAGCUGAAGGAGCAGGACGUGGUCUUGCGAGCUGAGGAGAAGAAGACCACGGCGCUGUUGGAGAAAGUCAUGGCCGAGAAAGCCAAGGCGGAUAAGAAGGCCGAGCAGGUGAACGCACAGAAGGCGGAUUGUCAGGCAGAGGCCGACAAGAUCAACGAAGAGAAGGCCGAGGCCCAGAUCGAGCUGGACAAGGCAUUGCCGUUCCUCCAUGAGGCCGAGUCUGCCUGCAACUCCAUCACCAAGAAGGAUAUCACUGAGAUCAAGACCAACAACAAGCCUGUGGAUAUCAUCAAGCUGACCUUCGAUGGUUUGCAAAUUCUACAGUCCAAGCCGGUCAUCUCAGUGAAGGUCGAUGAGAAGCUCAUCAACAAGGUCCAGGCAACUUUCAUCAUGGACAGCUACGAGGAGUUUGCCAAGAAAGACCUGCAGGAUAUGAACUUCCUGAGCAACAUCUUGGACUUUGCGGCUAACGAGAAGGAUAACAUCAACGACGAGACUUGCGAACUCCUCGAGCCAUAUCUGCGCUGGGAGGAGGAGCCAGCGAAGAAUUGGAGUCCUUGGGCGCACAAGCCACUGGAUCCAGACCUCGCGGGCAAGGCUUCCGGAGCGGCGGCCGGACUGUGCAAGUUCGUCGGAGCUAUGGUCAUGUACCACGGUGCCGCCAAGAUUGUGAAGCCCAAGAUGGAUGCCCUAAAGGUGGCAGAAGCUCGACUGGCGAAGGCCAUGGGCGAGCUGGGCGCUGCCGAAGCGGAGCUGAACAAGGUGCUUGCGGAGGUCGCAGAGUUGGAUGCGGAGUUGGCCAAAGCGCAGGGCGUCAUGAAUCAGCUCAAAGAGAGUGCUGCAGCAAUGCAGCGGCAGAUGGAUGCUGCGAACAAGCUGCUGUCCGGACUCUCCGGCGAGAAUGCGCGAUGGACCGAAGACUCCAAGAAUUUCGCACUGAGGCGCAAGAGGCUGAUUGGUGAUGUGGGCUGCGUUUGCGCCUUCGUGGUCUACUGCGGGCCUUUCAACUCUGAGUUCCGCGACAAGCUAUACAGCCAGUUCCAGCAGGACACGCAGAAGAGGCAAGUCCCCGCGCAUGAGAAGGUGGAAGUCGUCUCUUUCCUUGUGGACCAGGGAACCAUCGGCGAGUGGGCGCUUGAAGGUUUGCCGAGUGAUGAGCUUUCCAUCCAGAAUGCCAUCAUGGUCACGCGCUCCUCGCGCUAUGCUCUGAUGGUCGACCCGCAGGGACAGGCCAAUCGCUGGAUCAAGUCCAGAGAGAAAGCCCGAAUCAGUGAGAACCCGACGAUGUGCAUCACGACACUGGCAGCCAAGAACUUGAAGGAUCAGAUCGAGUUCACCAUGGGUGAAGGGCUCUGCCUCAUCAUCGAGAACGUUGAGAAUGAAGUCGACCCGAUGCUUGACCCGGUUUUGGACAAGCAGAUUAUCAAGAAGGGCAAGAACCUCUACAUCAACGUCAGUGAUCAGAACAUGGAUUACAAGGAGAACUUCACCCUCUACUUCACCUCCCGAUUGCCGAAUCCCCACUUCUCACCGGAGCUCUCUGCGAAAGCAACGGUCAUCGACUUCACGGUGACGCUGAAGGGCUUGGAGCAGCAGCUGCUGGGUAAGCUUAUUGGGAUGGAGAUGAAGAGCCUGGAGGACACACUGGCGGCUCUCGAAGAGGACGUCACAAACAACACCAAGUCCUUGCAGCUUUUGGACAAGCAGCUCCUGGAGCGUUUGUCCAACUCUCAGGGUAACCUCUUGGAAGAUACGGAGCUGAUCGAGGUGCUGGCCAACACCAAAGCCAAGGCCAAGGAGGUCGAAGGCAAGUUGAAGGAGGCCGACGAGAGGAAGAUCGAAAUCAACGAGAAGCGAGAGCAGUUCCGACCUGUGGCUACCCGCGGCAGUAUCAUGUACUUCAACAUGACAGACAUGACCAACGUGGUGAACCCCAUCACGAACCAGUGUUCCGGAUGGAUGUACAACUGCUCGCUGCUGCAGUUCCUCGAGCAGUUCGAGAUUUCGGUCCGCAACAGUGAGAAGUGCCAACCGACCUCGAAGCGAGUGGAGAAGAUCAUCCAUUUCCUCACAUACCAGGUCUACAGGUACAUGAACCGCGGCCUCUAUGAGCGCGACAAGAUGCUCUUCAAGCUACUUGUGACCCUGAAGAUCAUGACGGUGGCCGGCCAGAUAUUGUCCGGGGAUGUGUCCAUGUUGCUGAAGGCUGGAUCUUCCUUGGACAGCAAGGCGGAGCGUCCGAAUCCUUUCGGCAAGUGGCUGCCGGACAAGGUGUGGCUGAACGUCAUCGCCCUCUCGCGCCAACCCUUCGGCCCCGACCAGAUCGUGUUCUUCCGGGAGAUCCAGGACUUCAUGCAACGGAAUGAGCAGGCCUGGAAGAAGUGGUACGACGAGAACGAGCCGGAGGGCGUCCCGAUUCCGGACUACGACGAGCGCAUCAACAUGGACAGAACUUUGGGGCCCUUCCUGCGGCUGGUCGUGGUAAGGUCCAUGCGAGAGGAUCGAACCACGAUUUCCUGCAACCAGUUCAUCGAAGCGAUGCUGGACUCGCGCUUCACGGCCCCCGUCACAGAUGGAAUCGCCGACAUCUACGAGGAGUCGCUGGCCCGAAAGCCAGUCUUGUAUCUGCUCACGGCAGGCAGUGAUCCGACCUUCAGCAUCGAUGAGUUGGCGAAGAAGAAAAAGAAGUAUCCAACUGACAAGGUGUCCAUGGGAGAAGGCCAGGAGAAGGUGGCUCGCGAGAAGAACAAUGCAGCCUUCGUUACUGGUGGCUGGGUGAUUCUGCAGAACUCGCACCUGGGUAUUGGCUAUAUGUGCGAGCUGGAGGAUGUUCUUCUGAAGACCCCCGAGAUCGACGAGGCAUUCAGGCUGUGGAUUACCUGCGAGAUCACCCUCCGCUUCCCGAUCGGCCUGCUGCAGAUUGCCAUCAAGGUGACCCUGGAGCCUCCCGCGGGAUUGAAAGCCGGCUUGUACCGAACCUACAGCACCAUGGUCUCUCAGGAGCUUCUGGACAAGAUUGACUUGUCGCAGUGGCGCACGCUGGUCUAUGUGCAGUCCUUCUUGCACAGUAUCGUGCAGGAGAGGCGCAAGUUCGGCCCCAUCGGCUGGUGCAUUCCUUACGAGUACAACAACUCCGACCUCGACGCCUGCCUUCUCUUCCUGGAGAAGCAUGUCUCCACCACCAUCAUGGCCGGCUCACCGAUUUCAUGGGUGACCGUGCAGUACAUGGUGGCCGAGGCACAGUACGGUGGUCGUAUCACGGACGACCUGGAUCGCGAGUUGUUCAAUACCUACACCGCCAAGUGGUUCUGCGACGACAUUUGGAAGCCGUCCUUCGCGUUCAACAACUAUCAGUCGGAUUACAACUACAAGAUCCCUGAUGCCGUUACCAUUGACAUCCAGCAGUUUAAGGAAGCGAUUGACACCAUUCCCCCAGUCGACUCGCCUCUGAUCUUCGGCUUGCACACGAAUGCGGAUUUGACAUACCGCAUGAAGGAGGCCUCAGAGAUGAUCACCACCAUUAUUGAGACGCAGCCGAAGGACAGCGGCGGCUCAGGAGGCAAAUCUACGGACGAGAUCGUUAAGGACCUCUGCCUGGACCUUCUGACGAAGAUGCCUCCAGACUUCGUGGAGGAGGUCUUCCGUGCGCAGAUCCAGAAGCUGAAGGGGCCUCCGCUCACACCGGACAAGGGUUUCGCAGCUCCUUUGAACAUCUUCCUGUUCCAGGAGCUGCAGCGGCUGCAGAACAUCAUCGCCAUCGUGCGCACAAACCUGAAGAGUGUGGCAGCUGCGAUUGACGGCACCGUGGUGAUGACAACAGAGCUCAUGGAAGACCUCGGCUUCCUCUUCGAUGCGCGUGUGCCGAGAGGUUGGACCAAUGACCCCUCCGGCGCAGAGAUUUCUUGGCUCAUGCCCAACCUGGGAGGCUGGUUCACCGGCCUCACCGAGCGUCAAGCGAUGCUCAACAACUGGCUGGAGAAUGGCCGCUCGGUCAUGAAGGCCUAUUGGCUGACUGGCUUUACCAAUGCGCAGGGCUUCUUGACGGGCAUGCGACAGGAGGUGACGCGGCAGCACAAGAAGGACCAAUGGGCCCUGGAUGAUGUCAUCUCGCAUACAGAGGUGCUCCCCUACGACAUGGAGCGGAUCCGGGAAGUUCCUGAGGAGGGACAGAACAUCUGGGGUCUCUUCAUUGAGGGCGGCCGCUGGAGUCGACAAGACAGCAGGAUCGAAGAGUCCGAGCCCAAGAAGCUGUUCACGUCAAUGCCCGCGAUCUUUGUCACGGCCACGACAGCAAAAGACCUCAAAGCCAUGGGAUUGAACUAUGGCCCCAACGGCCCGUACAAUACCGCCGUCUACAAGUAUCCGAAGCGCAAUGACCGUUACCUCAUCUUCCGCAUGAUGCUCCGAACGGAGGUUCAUCCUUAUCACUGGAAGCUUCGCGGUGUCUGUCUCGUGGCACAGACGGAGUGA
Molecule: messenger RNA, 13947 nt
Organism: Symbiodinium necroappetens
Lineage: Eukaryota; Dinophyceae; Suessiales; Symbiodiniaceae
Source: the annotation of a GenBank genome assembly